AUGGCAGAUUUCGGGAAAAACGCGACUGUUUCAAAAGACUCUACGGUUGUUACUGCGACUGCGUUGGAUACAGACGUUCCCUCGGCCGUAAGCCGUGCAGCCGGUGCUUCGAACGAGGCACCUCCGAUCCUGGAGGACGACAAGUCGGAUGACGGUUUGAAGACGAAUGAUCCUGAGCGAAAUGAAACAGAUGACGAAAGAAAGCUUGUCAACGGCGGGCCUUUGUCUAAAAUGCAGAGUGCUGAACAUAGGCUGACUUUUGAAGGCAACGAUGUCGCCAGAUACGUCGCCUCACCGCCCUUGCGGCCUGCAUCGAUCAAAUGUGACAAGAACCCGAGCCAAUUCCCGAUGUUUCGCGCUGACAAAACUAUGCGCAGUUACUUUUACAAGCCCGUCGAUGUCUCUUUUGCUUCGGUGUUCCUUUGCUUGAUAGCAUAUGUGAUCGGAGUUGCUUGGUCAGUUGUGCUCCCUCGACGGCAGCAUGUUGAGAAGUACCUACCAUCGCAAGCAAAAUGGCUAGGACCAGUCGUUCACUUUAUCAACCCUGGUCACUUUGGCCUGAAGGAACAUGCCGUCGCAUCAAUUCUUUCCACAUCAAGCGGAAAUGGCGCUGCAAUCGUGCAAGUCUUUGGCGCAGAACGGCUGUUUUACAACCGCACCACAGAUCCUGCCACGGCGGUUUUAACAGUUUUCUCGGCAUCGAUCUUCGGGUACGGCCUCGUAGGCAUUCUGCGAUCCAUCAUUGUCCACCGGGCCGAUCGAACGAGUGAAAUGGUCUGGUGGCAAUGCCUCCCCACGAUCUCCAUCUGUCAGACUCUCCACCGCGAGCCCGAAGGCAACAACAAAGACAGGCUCCGAAUGUUCGGCUUCACCUCCAUCGGCAUGUUCAUAUGGGAGCCCAUAGCAUCCUACAUCUGGCCUUGGCUGAAUGGCAUCUCCAUCCCCUGUCUCGCCUCCAUGAAGGCCGCGCCGCCAACUCGGAAGGUCCUGAUGACAAUCUUUGACGGUAUAAACUCCAACGAGGGCCAGGGCAUCUUCAACUUUUCCCUGGACUGGCAGUAUAUCACGUCGCGGUACAUGUCCUUGCCGCUCCUGCAACAAGCCAACUCCUGGGUGGGCAUCGUGCUCUCCUACAUCAUGUGCUUCAGUCUCUACUAUGGCGGGGCAUGGGGCGCAAAAAAGUUCCCGUUCAUGUCGACGGCCAUGUUUGACGGGAAGACUGGCAAGGUCUACAACCAGACGGCCGUGUUUGGGCAAAACGCAAUCCUGGACACCGAGGCGUUGGCAGUACAUGGAUUUCCUCGGAUGACGGCGUCCAACGUCUGGGCAAAUAUGGCGGCGAUGGCUGCUAUAGGAGCGCUGCUCACUCACAUAGCUCUGUUUUACGGACCGCUAAAACUACAAAGACGUGCCUAUCUGGUGCUGUCAUCAAGGGCCACACCACCCUUGAUGCCUGGGCAUACGUUUGCGCUAUUCUGCUCGGAUGCAUUGUUGCACCAUUUUCACUAUGCUUGUAUGGCUUGCUCGGCACCAGCGUCGCCACGAACAACCUUUCUAAGAUGCUGUGGCGUAGUUCAACCCGGAAAACCCGUUGCCAACCUCUACUUCUCGAUGUUUAGUCAUGAGGUUACUGUCCUCUCCGUGUUCUUGUCAACUGACCUCAAGAUGGCUCAAUAUCUCAAGAUUCCGUGGAGGACCAUGUUCAUCCUGCAAACUUGGGGGAGUUUGUUUGGAACAGCCUUGAAUUACGUUAUAAUGGACACAAUUGUGGCGAAUCGUCGAGAGAUUCUUCUUGACCCAAUCGGCACCCAAGUUGUAAGUUGCCUUGAACUGAAAUCCCAGUCAUCAGAUCUAACCCAAGACCAGUGGAGCGGACGCAAGAUCCAGUCUCUGAACACAACUGUAGUCACUUGGUCGCUUGCCAAGUACGUCUAUGGAUUUGGUAAAGAUGGUUACGGGUGGAUCCCUCUCUCUAUCGUCGUUGGGGCUGCUAUUCCCGUUGCCCUGUGGCUCGUAUCCAUGAAGUACAAGACCAUUUAUGGCUGGGAAGUGAGCAAGUUUAUUACCCCUGUCGUAUUCCACAAUGCCUCGGAGACAACAUCCGGAACUACUUCUGUCAUCUGGUCUCAAGUCGUGGUCGGCUUGUGGUCUCAGUGGUAUAUGCGUUUGCGCCAUCCUGCUUGGUUUGGCAAGUACAACUACAUCAUCGGCGGUGGCCUCGAUGCAGGUGCCAAGGUCAUGAUGUUCAUCUUGACAUUUGCCGUUGCCGGCGGUUCAGGCAAAGAGGUGCCUUUUCUUACGUGGUGGGGUAACCCGGAAUCUAGUUCAAAGCAGUAUGCUGAUUACUGCGGUACUGGUUAG
Messenger RNA from Colletotrichum phormii, 2361 nucleotides. RefSeq names its product oligopeptide transporter 8. Gene Ontology annotation, cellular component: plasma membrane. NCBI's taxonomy places the organism in Eukaryota, Fungi, Ascomycota, Sordariomycetes, Glomerellales, Glomerellaceae. The transcript has 11 exons. The coding region runs from base 1 to 2361 and encodes 786 amino acids. Gene Ontology annotation, biological process: transmembrane transport. Gene Ontology annotation, molecular function: oligopeptide transmembrane transporter activity. The record is from RefSeq and is a predicted model, not a curated record.